AUGAUGCUGAGUAAAGACGAGAUAAGUGAAAGGAACAAUGAAACAGUAAGAAGAGAAAACAUGAAUAACGGCAACGUGAGCGGAAACAGCAAGGAGGAUGGAGAGAAGGAGAGAUUAAAAAAAAUAAACUUGACAAUAACCGAUGAAGAAAUAAAACUACACCUAAAAAUAAUAGAAUCCCUAUAUCCAAAUAUGAAAUUAAAAGCUGAUAAGUUAAUUAACGGAACGUACAAUAUUUUUACAAAAUUUUUAGUACAAUCACAUAUAGAUGAUUAUAAUUCUUUCAUCAAUGUUUAUAUAAAGAAUAUGCCCGAAUUAAUUCCCAUUAUUGAAUUUUCUCCAAACUUACACACAUAUGCAACGCAAAAUUUUAACACAAAAUCUGGACAUUCUAUAAAAUUUUAUGUAAGUGAUAUAAAAAUAAGAAAUCCUGUUUUAAAAAAUGAGAAAGGGGAAACAAGAAAUGAUUAUCCAUAUUUAUGUAAAUUAUCAGCUAGAACAUAUGAAGGAGAAAUUACUCUAAAAAUAAAUAAAAAAAUAAAUGAUGAAAUAAUCAGUACAACUGUUAGUGCUGGUUACAUCCCCGUCAUGGUUUUAUCAAAUUUAUGUAAUUUAAGUAGCUUAAAUAAGAAGAUGUUGCCACAAAAAGGAGAAGAUGAAAGCUUAUUGGGAGGUUUCUUUAUAAUUUCAGGGCAUUUAAAAGUAAUUAGAUAUGUAAUUCAUCCCAAAUACAACACAGUUCUACUUAAUGAAGAAAAUAAAGUUCAUAUGAAUUGCUUACUAAAUGAUAAUACUGUUUGUGUAAACUUUUUAUCAUGUGCAAAAUUCGAUUUCUUUUUAUACGGUGCUAGAUAUCAAAAUUCUGUUAUGGCUGUUCCAUUUUAUGUUAUUCUGAUACUUUUAAGUCCUAUUAAAAAGAAAGGGUACUUAUUUAAUAAAAUGAAAAUGGGAAUUAAAAAUGAAAAUGCAGUUAAGUAUAUAGAACAGUAUAUAGAUUCCAUAUUUUUAAAAAAUGUUUUGAAUGAAAAAGAAAUUUUUGAAAAAUAUAAUUUAAAAUAUAUAGGUAGAUUUUCAUAUUUUAGAAGAGGUAUAUUCAAAUAUUCCUAUGUAUCGGAUGAGAAAAAAGGAAAAAAUAUUCUCAAGUAUGUUAUAUUACCACAUAUAAAAAGCUAUACUGAAAAAUUCGAAACAAUAUGUCUUAUGUUUAAAACUUUAAUUCUUAGUAAAUUUAAAUUAAUUUCUCGUAUAAAUAAAGAUUCUCUAGAAAAUCAUGCUGUUACUACAUGUAGCCAUUUAUUAUCAACUUUACUAAAAGAGCAAAUAUUAACUUGUCUUAACCGUUUUGCCUAUAGAUAUUCCAGAACCUUUUACAAAUUUUAUGAAAAAAAAUAUGAUUCCUUUAAGAUAAAUGUGAAGCAAAUUUACCUCAGGUACAAGGAAAUGGUGAUGAAUGAGCUUAACGAGCAACAUCUGAAUUCAGUUCCAGUCGAAGCUGACGAAUCUGACCCCUCCAAGCUCACAGACACAGGCAAUAAAUAUAUUUAUAACAAUAAAACCGAAUCGGAAAAAAAACUGAAAUCUAUCUUCAUUGGAGAAAAGGAAAAAUUGUUCAGCACUGUUGACAGCUACGUAAGAGAGUUAUAUAACGAUAACCACAUGUUCAUAGAAGCUUCAAAGUUGUUUUUAACAUUGAGUAUGCCAAUAAUAUUUUUUUUCAAAACAGGAAAUAUUUCAUCAGAAAAUAUAGGAUAUCAACAGAAAAGUGGUUGGGUUAUAGGUGCAGACGAAAUUAACAGCUUAAGAUUUAUAACAAAUUUUAGAGCAAUUCAUAGAGGAUGUUUUUUUCAAGAUGUGAAAGUAUUAAGUCCAAGAAAAUUAUUAGGAGAAUCAUGGGGAUUCAUAUGUCCGGUACAUACUCCUGACGGUUCUCCUUGUGGUUUGUUGAAUCAUUUAUCGCAAUUCUGUUAUGUUCACAAUUUAGCUAGUAAUGAAUCUCACAAACUUAACAUAAAAUUGUAUUUAAAAAAAAUUGGUGUUAAUGUAAAUUUGGAUGAAAGUAGUGGGAUACCUACAAUUUAUGAAGAUCAAAGCAUUCCUAUCAUUGUUGAUUCUGUACCAAUUACAUACAUAAGUGAACAAGAUUUUAACAGAGUUGUAUACAAAUUAAAAUAUGCAAAGAAUUUUAAUCUGUAUAAUCUAAAGGCGUAUUUUGAAAUUAAUGCAUACUUGAACGAGCCAUUACUAAUGAAUUCCAUAAUAAUUAAUACAUUCCCGGGAAGACUUAUUAGACCUAUAUUUAACUUAAAAAUGAAAUGCAUUGAAUAUAUUUCUCCAUCAUAUCAACCUUAUGUAGCUAUUGCAAUAAAUUAUGAAGAUAUUAAAAAGAACAAUUUAGCUAGAAAAAUAUUAAAAAAAAAAGAAUACUUCAUUUGUUCAAAAAAAGGAGAUGAACAAAAAAUGACAAUAAAAGAGCAAUAUUUAUUUUAUACUAAAAGAAAGAACCUACUUUCUCCCUCAGUAGGAGGUGAUAUGGAAAAUGGAAAUCCCACAAGGAGCAACUUGACCCACCAAUCAGCAAUUAACAAAAAGGUGUUGAAAUAUAUCAAACAUAAUCACAGUGCUGUUAGAAACACGGACAGCGAAGGGAACUAUGUUAGCAGCUCAAAUUAUGAUUCAAGCAGCGAUUCGAAUAGCGAUUCGAGGAGGGACUCAGAAAGUGAUAGCAUAUCUUCAACUGCCUACAUAGACAGCGAUGAAAAUGUGAAACUAGACCUUUACGAACAAAUGCCACAGAAAUUUGAAUAUAUGGAAUUAAAAGAAACAUCUUUCUUAUCCUUUUUAGCAUCACUUACCCCUUUUUCUGAUCACAACCAAAGCCCUCGUAAUAUUUACCAGUGUCAAAUGUUAAAACAGACAAUGGGAAUACAAAGCUUAAAUAUGUUAUAUACAUUUACAAAUAAAAUAUAUCGAAUCAUAACGCCACAACUACCUUUAGUUGUUACCAGAGAUUAUGAAUUAUAUGGUGUGGAUAACUUUCCAAGUGGUACCAAUGCAAUAGUAGCUAUUUUAGCUUACACUGGAUACGACAUGGAAGAUGCACUAAUCAUAAAUAAAUCCAGUUCCGAAAGAGGAAUCUUUAGAACUCAUAUAUACAAAACGGAAAUUAUAGAUUUAGAAAAAAAUCAUGGACGUGGGGAUUUUAUUCUUGGAAAUAACAUUAGAUAUACCAAGAGCAGUGAUACAGGAGGCAAUUCCAAAGAAGGUACAAAUGCCAAUACGAAUUCGAAUAGUAGUAACAGUACUUCUAUAGGAAAAAGAAAUUUGAAAUAUCAUUAUGAACAUAUGGGGAAAAUGCUAAAUAAGGAUGGUUUGCCUCGUGUUCAGCAAAAAAUUGUAGAAUUAAAUCCACUUUAUUCAUAUAUUAACAAAGUGAACGAAUUAACCAUAUAUGAGAAAUUCAAAGGGGCAGGUGAAUACUAUGUGGAUUGCGUAACUAAUUACAAAAACCAGAAAAACCAAGUUGCUAUAGUUAGGUUACGCACGACAAGACCACCUCUAGUGGGAGAUAAAUUUGCAUCUAGACAUGGUCAAAAGGGAGUUGUUUCUAGGUUAUUUCCACAUGAAGAUAUGCCUUUUUCAGAAAGUGGAAUUGUUCCAGAUGUCAUUUUUAAUCCUCACGGUAUCCCCUCACGUAUGACAAUUGGUAUGCUUAUCGAAAGUAUUUGUGGAAAAGCUGCAUGUAUUUAUGGCAAAAGAAUUGAUGCUACUCCUUUUAGAAAAUACACACGGCAAAAAAGCUUUAACAACGAAUGGAUUGAUAAUUGUGGUGUUAAAGGAUUUCUCGAAAAAAAAAUGGAAGAAAAUAGCUCUCGAUCUACAGGAACAGCACAGGAGGAGAGUGAACUUUUUGAAAAAAAUGCGCCCAUUGAUGAAAAAAAAAAAAAAAAAAUAAAAAUACGUGAACCAGGUGAACCAGGUAAACCAAGUGAAUCACGCGAACCACGCGAACCAAACGAUGAGAAACCGAAAAAGGAAGGAAAAGAAACUUUAAAACCAGAUAUCACAUAUGAUGAAAAAAUUGACUAUUUUGCAAAACUACUUCUAAACAAAGGCUAUGAUUAUUAUGGAACAGAAUUACUUUACAGUGGUAUAUAUGGAGUACCCUUGCAAGCACACAUAUUUUUUGGUGUUAUUUAUUACCAAAGAUUACGACAUAUGGCAUAUGACAAAGCGCAAGUCAGGAGAACAGGACCAAUAUGUAAUUUAACGCAUCAGCCAUUGAAAGGAAAAAAAAAACAUGGUGGAAUAAGAUUAGGUGAAAUGGAACGAGAUGGUUUAAUAUCACAUGGUUGCAGUUUUAUAAUUAAUGAAAGAUUCUUGAUGAAUUCAGAUGGACAUGAAUGUUUUGUUUGUCCCCAAUGUGGACUAAUUCUUUCCCCAAUUAUGCAAUUUAACUGUAGUGGUCAAAUGAUAAAAGGUAGAAGUAUUGGAGGAAAAAGUAAAUUAGCUGUUUGCAAAUCCUGCAAAGUGUCGUGUAAAAUUGUAUAUGUUCCCUAUGUUUUGCGAUAUUUGUUAAAUGAGUUAAUUUGUUUAAAUGUCACUAUACGGAUAAAUAUAAAAUCGGUGGAAAGUAUGUUUGACAUGAAAAGUAGGGACAAAUGA
Molecule: messenger RNA, 4662 nt
Organism: Plasmodium gonderi
Lineage: Eukaryota; Apicomplexa; Aconoidasida; Haemosporida; Plasmodiidae
Product: DNA-directed RNA polymerase I subunit RPA2
Exons: 2
Coding region: 1-4662 (1553 amino acids)
Biological process (GO): DNA-templated transcription
Cellular component (GO): RNA polymerase I complex
Molecular function (GO): DNA binding; ribonucleoside binding; DNA-directed RNA polymerase activity
Source: RefSeq, a predicted model, not a curated record